Molecule: messenger RNA, 628 nt
Organism: Raphanus sativus (radish)
Lineage: Eukaryota; Viridiplantae; Streptophyta; Magnoliopsida; Brassicales; Brassicaceae
Product: 18.1 kDa class I heat shock protein-like
Exons: 1
Coding region: 92-571 (159 amino acids)
Biological process (GO): response to salt stress; protein complex oligomerization; protein folding
Source: RefSeq, a predicted model, not a curated record
ACCACUCGUCCGAUCUCAAAACAUCAGAUCAAAGAAACAAAAAGAAAACUAAAGAAUCAAACCAAAGUCAAGUCACUUGAAACACACAACAAUGUCUCUAGUCCCAAGCCUUUUCGGACGCAGGUCAAACGUUUUUGAUCCCUUCUCGCUAGAUGCAUGGGAUCCAUUCGAAGGAUUCUUCACUCCUUCCGCGUUAGCAAACGCAUCCGGUUCAACCGCUCGUGACAUUGCAGCGUUUACAAACGCAAUAGUGGACUGGAAGGAGACGCCGGAGGCGCACGUAUUCAAAGCGGAUCUGCCGGGGCUGAAGAAAGAAGAAGUGAAGGUGGAGGUUGAAGACAAGAACAUACUUCAGAUAAGUGGAGAGAGGAGAAAGGAGAACGAAGAGAAGGACGACAAGUGGCACCGUGUGGAGAGGGCAAGCGGGAAGUUUACGAGGAGGUUUAAGUUGCCUGAGAAUGCCAAGAUGGAAGAAGUGAAGGCGACGAUGGAGAACGGUGUGCUCACGGUUACGGUGCCGAAAGCUCCUGAGAAGAAGCCUGAAAUCAAGUCUAUUGAUAUCUCUGGCUAAGUUGUUGUCUCGAUGAAAAUGAAGAAUGGAUAUUUGGUCUGUGGAAUAAAAGGCGUG